Solanum dulcamara is the source of this 663-nucleotide messenger RNA. RefSeq lists its product as uncharacterized. The record is from RefSeq and is a predicted model, not a curated record. The coding region runs from base 1 to 663 and encodes 220 amino acids. Lineage: Eukaryota; Viridiplantae; Streptophyta; Magnoliopsida; Solanales; Solanaceae. The transcript has a single exon.
AUGACCAUUCCAGGUUUAUCUACUAUAGCUCCCAUAUCUUCUAACAAUAUUGAUCAGAAUCCAAGCCUUGAUAUAGGAUGUGAGCAUACUACUGUGGAGCAUUCUGAGGAUCAAAUACAUGUUGUAGAUGGUGCUGGCUCUGGGGAAUCUAGCCUUGCAGAAGUAACCCUUACUGAGGAUCCUAGUGCUCCUAGAAGAUCUGUAAAAUCUAAGCAACCUUCAACAUGGCUGAGGGACUUUGUUUCCCUAAACAUAACCAGUGAUGUUCAAUAUCCUUUAUCCAACUAUGUGAACUAUUCUCAUCUAUCUCCCACAUAUCAGCAUUAUAUUGCUGCUACUUCCACUAUAACAGAACCUACCAGCUAUGCAGAUGCCAUCAAGGAUUCAAGAUGGGUUGAUGCUAUGCAAGCAGAGAUUCAAGCAUUAGAAAACAAUAAUACCUGGGAGAUCACUACCUUGCCUGCAGGUAAAAGACCUAUUGGCUGUAGGUGGGUUUAUAAAAUCAAAUACAAGUCCAUAGGUGAAGUAGAAAGAUUCAAGGCCAGGUUAGUUGCCAAAGGUUACAGUCAGCAAGAAGGUAUUGACUACAAAGAGACAUUUUCUCCAGUUGUGAAGAUGGUCACAGUAAGAUCUAUUCUAGCUCUUGCUGCCUCCAACCAGUGA